Molecule: messenger RNA, 6883 nt
Organism: Cuscuta epithymum
Lineage: Eukaryota; Viridiplantae; Streptophyta; Magnoliopsida; Solanales; Convolvulaceae
Source: the annotation of a GenBank genome assembly
CAGAAUGUUUUCCGUCAAAUUUGUAGUCUUUCUCUUACCUAAGUCCUUUCUUUUCUUUUUGGGUUUCCCUGCGAUGUUUAAUCUGAUCCUCUCCCGCCCACAGAGCCGAGCCUGAAGUCUGAAAAAUUCUUCCAUGAACACUCUCCGUCGAUCCAUCUCCACUCUGACCCACUCCCCGAACAAUCUUUUCCAAUGCAACAAGCAAAUACAGGACUUCUUCCGUCUGGGGCAGGUCAGCCACGCCCGGCAGCUGUUCGACGAGAUGUCUCAAAGAGAUUCUAUCACAUGGAACCUAAUGAUAUCCGGUUACUGUAACAAUGGCCGCCUUGAUGAUGCAAGAUGCCUUUUUGAUGCUUUUCAAGGCAAGAAUGUCCGGACUUGGACCUCAAUGCUCUCUGGGUACGCCAAAGCUGGAAGAGUAUAUGACGCAUCCUUGAUCUUUCAUGCCAUGCCGGAGAGAAAUGUUGUCUCCUACAAUGCUAUGAUUACUGGGUACGUAUAUAAUGGGGAUGUUCAAAGUGCAAGGGUGCUAUUUGAUGGCAUGAGCGAGAGAAAUAUGGCUACCUGGAACUCCAUGAUUAUGGGUUACUGCAGGAGGUGUUGGAUGCACGAGGCACGUGAACUGUUUGAUGUGAUGCCUGAGAGGAAUGAGGCUUCGUAUAUGGUUAUGAUUUCUGGUCAUGUGGCAAUUAGUGAGUAUGAGGAAGCAUGGAGGGUGUUUUUAGAUAUGCACAUGAGAGGUGAGGCUAGACCGGACCAGCCAAUAUUAUUGGCUGUGAUGUCGGCAAUCACUGGAUUGGAUGACGUGAGAUUGGUUGCUUACUUUCUGCCACUUGCAAUGAAGAUAGGAUACAGUGAUGAUGUUGUUGUAGGGACUGCAAUUCUUAACACCUUUAGACGAACUAUGAGUUUUGAUUCUGCCUUAAAGUUUUUCAAUGAUAUGCCAGAGAAGAACGACUACACUUGGAGCACAAUGAUAUCAGCCUUCUCCCAGUGUGGAAGGUUGGAAGAUGCGAUUCUGUUGUAUAGACAAGUUCCAGAACAAAACAUUGGGACCCAGACUGCAAUGUUGACUGCCUAUGCCCAACAUGGAAGGAUGAAUGAGGCGAGGCAUAUCUUUAACAAGAUCAAGAGCCCGUGUGUACCUACCUGGAAUGCCCUUCUUAGUGGAUAUGCACAAAACAGAAUGGUUGAGGAGGCAAGGGAGCUGUUUUUUACCCAAAUGCCUACCAGGGACAUGGCUUCUUGGGGAACAAUGGUUUCUGGGCUUGCUCAGAGUGGGGACAACAGAGGAGCUUUAGAGGUAUUUGUUGAAAUGCACAGAUUGGAUAUCACUCCAAACCAUUCUAUUUUAACUAGUGCCCUAUCUGCUUGCGCGAACAUGGGAGACGUUGUUAUGGGUAAACAGCUACACUCUCUCACCAUCAAGACAGGGUGCCAGUUUAAUUCUUUCAUAGGGAACGGAUUGAUAAACAUGUAUGCUAAAUGUAAGAAUAUAGAAGAUUUUUCUCGGGUAUUUGAUGUCAUGAAAGUCAGAGACAGAGUUUCUUGGAACUCGCUGAUCUCAGCCUUUUCAGAGAACAACAUGCUGACAGAUGCUGUUGAAGUAUUCAAGAUGAUGCCAGACCAAAACGUUGUGGCUUGGGCCACUUUGAUAUCUGCCUAUGUCCAAGCUGAACAAGGUGACAUAGCUUUCCAGUUAUUCCAUGACAUGCUGAAUGAUGGAAUAAGACCAAGUGAACAAACAGUCACUAGUCUACUGAGUGCGAGUGGGAGCCUCGGUUCCACAAAAUUAGGGGAACAGGUUCACGCGUUAGCAUAUAAAGUCGCCUUGGAUCUGCGCUUGUUCGUUCAUAAUGCACUCAUAAGCAUGUAUUUUAAGUGUGGGUCCCACAAAGGAUUUCAGGUUUUUGAGGAUACGGUGGUCGAACAAGGAGACAUUGUCACUUGGAAUGCUGUUUUAACCGGUUGUGCUCAGAACGGGUUAGGCAGAGAGGCCAUCAAUAUUUUUGAGAGAAUGAAGUUUGCAAAGGGCGUCCCUAACCAAGUAACCUUUCUUCAGCUAUUGUCUGUUUGCAGCCAUUCAGGGCUAGUGGAUGAAGGUUUGAAUUAUUUUGAUUCAAUGAUUCGGGAUUAUGGCAUUCCGCCUUCAAUCAAUCACUAUACGGCAGUAGUUGAUCUUCUUGGGCGGGCCGGUAGACUCUCUGAAGCAGAAUCACUGGUAAACAGUAUGCCUAUGAAGCCAGACACUGUUAUCUUGGAUUCUCUCCUUGCUGCUUGUAAAAAUAACAAGAACACAAACCUUGGCCAGAAAAUUGCAGAAAGACUAUUUCGGAUGGGUACAAAAAAAUCAGGAGCAUAUGUGUUGCUAUCAAACAUUUAUGCUUCCCAAGGCAUGUGGGAGGAAGUUGGGAACAUACGAAGCACAAUGCUGAAACGGGGAGUAAAUAAAGAGCCAGGUUUUAGCUGGAUCUAUAUCAAAGGAAAACUGCAUUCUUUCCUUGCAGGCAAUAAGAGUAUGAUGGAAGAGCAGUUGACAGAGAUUUCUUCAAUGUUGGAAGAUUUUUGUGUACGGUUCAAACCAAUGGGAUAUUUUCCUGACACGAAAUUUGUUUUGCAUGAUGUGGAUGAAGAGCAAAAGGAAGGCGAACUUCUUUACCAUAGUGAAAAGAUCGCUGUGGUCUUUGGCAUCUUGAGAUUGCCACAAGGUUCGCCCAUUCAGGUUAUGAAGAAUCUUCGUAUCUGUGGCGACUGCCAUAUUUUCAUGAAAUUCUUAUCCAAAGUAACACAACGCAAGAUAGUAAUUCGGGAUGGUAAUAGAUUCCACCACUUCCAAAAUGGCAUAUGUUCUUGUGGAGAUUACUGGUGAUCGUUUCCUGGGAUAGUGCUUAUAGAGGGAUUUACUGAAACCAUGUUCUGUAAAUGGUUAAAUAAAAUGUUGGAAAUUUUAUGCAAAAACUCCUUGCUGUGAUGCUGGUCCAGACCUUGGACAGAAGGUGAGUUUUGAGAUGCAGAACACAUUCUUCUCCAUCUUAGGCUUUUGGGAUAUGAGCCUCAGAUAUGUCUACUGGAUUUUGGAACAAAUUGAAAGUCUGAAGAAUUCUCUGAGCAUUUCUUUCUCUUCUCCAGCCAAUGUGGAUUGCUUGUGCUAGAAAUCCAAGUCAUCGUCGUCUGAUGAUGAUGAUGAAGAUGGUGAACUUGAAUAAUGAUCUUCCCCUACAAAAUCAUCCCCUUGAUCUUCAGCUUCAUCAUCAGAUAGUAAAGGGGAUGAAUUCGAGUCGCUGUGAUCUUCCUCGCUAAGUUCAUCCAUUUGGUCUUCAGGAUCAUCAUCUGAGUCGAAUGUAUUGUAUUCUUCAUCAUGGUCACCAUGAUAAUCUUUAUCGGUCUUGUCCUCUCCAGAUUCCUUCUCAUUCUUUUUUCCUGUGAUCCUGUCCAACGAGGACCAACUACACGGCCCAUCAAGGAUUCAGUAUCUUCAGUUUCGUCUUUCACCUCAUUUGCGCUUCUAAGAAGAACAGAUCCAUCAUCAUCUGCAGACAACUCCUCCUCUAUCAUGGCAUGCUUGUGUGAGUCCUGUGCCACCCUCUCAGCUUCAUCGCGGGCGGUCUCUUCCAUUAUUAAAAUGUCAAUAUUGUCAGCUUUGUCCACUUUACUGCUAUAAAUCUUCUACCUCAUUCUCUACAGAAGGAGCUUUUUCUGAGGGAAUAUCUUCACGGAGAUCUUUCAACUUUACAGCUUCCUCAUGGUUUUUCUCAUUUUUGGUAUCCUCCAACUUAGCUUCUUCAGUUUCUCUCUUUUCUUUCUCUUCCUUCUCUCUUUGCAAUCGUUUUUUCUCUUCGGCCUUUUCUACCUGUUCCUUGUGCUCAACUAUCUUUUUAACUAUCUUCUCCAAUUUUGCUAGUUUCACCAAUUCUGCUUCCUCCAAAUUUUCCAGUUUUGCCUUAUCAACUUCCGAAUUCCUUAUAAUAACACAUUUUUGAUAUUUUGUGAUUCUUUUCUUUAACCUAUCUCUAGCCUCCUUGCCAGCCUCCCAGCACAUAUUAGGGCACUUUGUUUUGCCACCAUACUCAUCACUCCCAUCACAGCUAUCACAGAUACCAUCGUUAACCCUUGAUGAAUAUAUAAGGAGGGUUGUAUGUCCUGCAUUUCGGCAAUAGAACUUGCCACUGGGGCAUGCUGAGGUUCCUGGCUCAUUGGAGCCAUAAGGACAAUCACAGAAAUCAUCAUUGAGCUGAGCCACACUGAAUUUAAUGAUCCGUUUUUGCAUUUUAUGGCAGCUCCGGAUGACAAUCCACUGUAGGGUCUGUAGUACUUCUCAUCUUGAGGAGAGAUUCCAAGGAAAUCUCUGGAAGGGAGAGAUACCACUGAUCUGCUGAUCAACUUAAUGCAAAGCAAUAUUGACCAGAAUAAGAGGCGCCGAACUCGUAGCAGCAUCCUCACUAAUGUAGAACUGUGGUGCUCCGAAGCAAACUGAACUAGCAGAUGGAUGGAUGGAGGAGGAGUGGAGGCGCCGACCGCGCUGUCUGAAGAUCGCCAGAGAUGAGUGAGACUGGCAAAUGAGCAGGGCCAGGAAGCCAUUGUAAUAUUGUAACUAAUUACAUACAUAAUUCCAAUCCUCUCCUUAACAGCACUACAAUUCUCACAACAAAAACUCCCGCCUACCUCUCAUUCUACAACAUCCGUUCGAUUCCUAAAAUAUAAUCAAUGGCCUCUACAUUCCAUCAUACACCCUUACCUUUUAAUGAGUUCUUUCCUUCAAUGCCUAUACUAGACUUCCAUUAUCGACUUUCGUUCACUUAGCCAAUCAUAGGAGCAUUAGAAGACUGGAACGGCGGUUCCUUCGCUUCCCAAUUACCUUUGCCUUUCUCACUUCGCCAUAGCCUCAUUCUGUGUCGUCAAAUUAUGUACUGAAUCAGUGAGGAGAUGCUCUAAGAUUAUGGAAACAAGGUUCAUAAUAUACUUGGGGAUAACAUACUAUCCCCCUAUAAUGAAGAAGCUAUUGGUGGAUCAAUGCAUCAAGCACCUCCAGUUGAUCAAGAAUUGCUUUGUAGUGUUAAAGAUCUUUGAAGAAAGUCCUUGCAUCAAAUGGUUAAACAGCUGGUAUGCUGUAUAACGCUUGAGAUAAACACUUGAGGAGAUUGAGGCUGAGGAGAUUGAGGCUUGGAUGUUGUUGUUGUAGAGGAGAUUGAGCUAUCUUCUACCUAUCAUCAGAUUUUGGUUAGCAAUAGGGCUAAACAAAGUAUUCUUCAAGCAGUUUUGGGCUCUUGGCAAUAUGUUCUCUCAGAGAUGAGGUUUUCAUGAUUCCUAAUUCUUUUUUCCUAAUCCAGACAAUACUUCUUUAGUGUAGAGGAAAAUGGUGGAUCAAUGCAUCAAUUCUACACUUCAAUUCUUUCCUAUUCUCUCACCUUUGAAUUCUUGAUAAUUUUCUUUAGUGUAAAGGAAAAUGGGCUGCUUCACUUUGCGCUGUAGUUGAACAGUUGAACAUGAUAAUAGUAAUCAUUUACUAACCUGAUUUUGUGGAUAAACUUUUAAGAUAAUAGGUUAUAAAAAAUGCAGCUUAUAAGUCAUACACAUGUAGUUUGCUUUAAAAAUUUGAGAUUAGAGUUAGAUGAAUGUAAACAGUCCAUAAAGAUGGAGUGCCUAAACAUGCGACACUAUCUUUUUUUAAUAGUUAAAUGAUUUGAAUUGAUUGAUCUGAAAAUGAUAAUUAGAAUUGAAUAGAUUGGUCUGAAAAUGAUUCAAUAGUGAAAUAUUUUCUUCACAACAUGCAACACUGUCAUUUUUAUUAUCAUUUCAAAGAUAAAUUUUAUUGAAGAUAAAAUGCAUAUGCUUGAAGACCAAUACUCCUAGAUCUCAAAGCAAAAGAAUUGAAAUUACACUUGGAAAAUACUUUAUGUAUGUUUUGCAAUUACGUUUAAUUGCCUUUUAAGUUCCCCAUCUCUCAUACCAACCUAAUAUAUUUGGGUGAAAAAUGCAUAAUUCUUGGUGACUAAGGGAGUGUUUGCAAAAAAAUUAAAAAGUGUUUUUCAGCUUUUGGCUUAAAAAAAGUUGAAAUGAGUGUUUUAAAGUGACAACUUCCGCUUAAAUUAAACACUUAAAAACUAAAAGUUGGAAGCAGGUGGAACGGUGUUUAAAGUGCUUUUCACUUUUUCUAUUACACAAAAAACAUUCAGUUUACUAAAACACUAUCAACUUUUACUUUUCUGAAGAACAUUUUUCUCAAACACCUAUCAACUUUUACUAUUAAGCAUUUUCUCCAAAAUUCCUUUAAAAGAUCACUUUUUAAAGUAGAAGUAACCGCAAACAUUCUCUAAGCCUUGACAAACAUGAAAAUGACCUGAAUCAAUCAAAAAUAUUACUAUAAACUUGGUAUUUUUUUAGGGCAAGAGGUGAAGUUUUCAUGAUUUCUGAUUCUCCCCCCACCCAAUCGAGACAACAGCAGAAAAGGUUUGUGAAGGCAGGAAAUGUAUAAUGUAGAGCAGCAGCAGCAGCAGUAGUAAUUCUAUUGUUGUACGUUUCUUUGACAUUGAACUCGAUGUCUGAUUCAAAUGUGAUAAACAAUGCAGAGGCAUUCUUUGUUGCUGAUUUAUGAAGGGGUUAGGUACAUAUACUACAAAAAUACAAAUAGCCAAUAUGUCCAGGCUAUACAUGUAGUCAGGUUGCUGGGGUAAAGAUUAGACUUCAUGUCUUGGAGGCAGGCUAUGUAAAAUGGAUUUUAAUUCUUAAUAGCUGGAAUGUAAUAUUUAGGCUGACAAUGGUAGAAAGAGUUUUGCGUGUGAAAUGAAUUCCACUCUUGUAAUUACCUGAUUCAAGUCACUUUUUCUUCUUAUUGACUUAGAUUUUUUGUGAUUUUACCAAGAAGACCAAAUUAUUUACUUCAACC